This is a messenger RNA of Schistocerca serialis cubense, 1118 nucleotides long. RefSeq lists its product as uncharacterized. The record is from RefSeq and is a predicted model, not a curated record. The coding region runs from base 265 to 1116 and encodes 283 amino acids. NCBI's taxonomy places the organism in Eukaryota, Metazoa, Arthropoda, Insecta, Orthoptera, Acrididae. The transcript has 7 exons.
GUUGCCUUCGAAGCAUAGCGUACUAAGAAUCUAUGAAUCGUUGGAACUUGGAAUCGUCACGACUCGAAAACACCCAAUCGUUCUUACGAUUCUUUUGAAUGACGAAUCGUCCGAAUGACGAUUCGAUUCUUACGAUUCUUUAUUUGGAGUCGUUCAAAUGAACGACUCAUUCACGAAUCGCCACAACUGUACUGUGUAGUCCGCGGCAACCUCGUGGUGUUGUGGGAAUUUGUGUGACAUUCUCCAGACUGUAGAACUGAAGCCAUGGACCAGGAGCCAACUCUGUGGAUAAAAAAAGAGGGAACAGAUGAAGUACAAACUGAGUUAUGCUUCAUGGCCCAAGUUUACCCAUGCAGCAUGAAUGUAAAAGAAGAGUUGGAGGAGGGUGCGAAUAAAGAGUUUCUUGAAGACCCAUUAAGGGCUGACGACCCUAGUGUUUGGGUAAAGCAACAUCCCAAACUGAAACAACAUGCUGCUGGAUCUGAGCAUAAUUCUGUUGAAGAUCCAUUGGGAGUAUUUUGGUCCACUGAUUUCAUCAAGGAGGAUCCUGAAUUAAAUUUGGAAAUGAAUAUAACUGAGGAUACUGUGGGAACCUCAACAAGAUACGCAUCUGAUAGUGCAAGAUUUACUCAGACUACUGGUGGGAGCUGCAGCAAAUCAUGUGAGGAAACUUGUCACCAUAGACUUGUCCAGGAAGAGUUGGUGAUAGACAUGGAGAAGUCAACACAUGGGUUCAGUACCAAUACAGAAGAUGUGACUAUUAAUAAGGAAUGCUCAGUUGCCACCCGAUGUGACUGCAGUACGAGGGAAAAGGAAUUACAUGUAUAUAGCUGUAAUUUCUGCCAACAGAGCUUUCCUUCAAAAUACAGACUCAUAAUGCAUGUGUUUAUGCACAAUGAUGGAACGCAACCACAUUUGUAUGUUUGUAAGUGGUGUGGUGAGGUGUUUGACAGUAAUGUUGGCUUGAAAAAUCAUAUGAAAAUGAGUGAUAAUUGUCAAUUUUUAACUGCUGACAGUCAUGAAAGAUAUGGCCAUAGUGAUGAGCAUCAAAGCAGUACCUUGUUGGAUAGCGAGCAGAAGUUUCUGUCACAGAGCACAGUGGCAGUCGUCAUGUAAGG